Molecule: messenger RNA, 213 nt
Organism: Pelobates cultripes (western spadefoot toad)
Lineage: Eukaryota; Metazoa; Chordata; Amphibia; Anura; Pelobatidae
Source: the annotation of a GenBank genome assembly
UAGGAUUUCCUCGUGCAGAAUUGCAGGCCAAGUUACAGCCAGAAUACUUUCCAGGCAAUCCAGCAGGCCCUCGCAACAACAACCGCCAACACCAGCGUCAGCAGCUCGGAAAACGGCACCACCAGCGCCCGGUGCAGUAUACCCAUGUUCCGCAACGGUACUUCCAGGGCACCUACCCAAACUCCCGGGUCCGCCACCAGGCACCCACCAACG